UGCUCUUACUGCCUUGUAUAAUAGUAUUCAUGACCAUACACACUGUAAGACUCCAAAUUUCGCGGCAGUCCAACUUAUGGUCGCAAACAUUUGUUCUGCGGAACGGACUCGAACGAUAGCUAAUUAACGUUAGUUUUAUUACUGAUGGCGGAUGUCUUCUUACAGCAAAGCUGCAUAAACGAAGCGGUAGCACAGCUAGGCCAUGCCAUCGAGGACGACACGUCUGGAGCCUUGCAGCGGAAUGAGGCUUUGGCUGAAAUCUCGGAGCUGUUGGCGCGAGCGAAGCAGCAGAAGAUGGUAGCGGGCUCUGAAACACAUGCACAGGGAGAUGUGAGCACGCCUCGCGGCUUCAAGCGAUCAGCGUCUGGCAUGGGAUGGGCCUUCUCGCCUACAGGUCCCGCGCUGAGCCCAGGCCCCCAGUCGCCGAUCCCCGAAGUAGUCCAGACGGGCCUGGGAGCGCUGUCUUCCGCCAAGAAGACGCUGACCGCCUUUCAAGACGAGCUGAACACGGGCCUGACGCAGCUAGCACAGCAGGCAAGCGAGGCGCGCCGUACGGCAUCCGCCGUCAGAGCUCAUGUCGACAUGCUGCAUCAACUUGUGUCCCCGGAGAAGGCUGCCGCACGCAUAGGCAGCCCGUUGGGCGCUGCCCAGGCCGGCACGCCCAACUCGGAGGUUGCGUCGCUGCUCAGAGUCCUCCAGGAAGCAGCGGAGGAGCGCGCGUGGCUGGCGGAAACGUCGUUGCGCACACCGUCUCCGCACCAGCUUGGAUCCCUCAUUGAGGAUCUGCUCCGCUCAGGCGGCAAACGCUCACAUAACGCAGCAGCUGCGCUAGGCAGCGACGGCGCUACCGACCCACAUGGCAUUGCGGAAGGGGCUGACCAGGGCGGCCCUGCAGCACCACCGACACAGCUGGCUUCGGGGCGGCAGCCGGCGCCUGGGCAGCAACCCCAGGACUCAGCAUGGCAGCAUGUGCAUGCCGGGCCGGGGCCAUGGACCGCCGGUGGUGGCGUUGGCGCCAAAGCGCCUCCUGGGGCCUCGCAGCCUGCAGACAUGGGCCUAGGGCAAGGAGCUGUUGCAAGCAGCGCCUCCACGACGUCAGCUGAGAUAGCAGAGCAAGCAGAGCAGCUGCUGUUGCUCCAGUCGGGUGUGCAGCUCCUCGAGGCACAACGGAAGGAGCUCCUCGGUAAACUUGCAGACACUUCAUCAAAGGUGUCGUCUUGUACCAUAGAACUGGAGGCCGUGCGCUCGGAGCUGGAAGCCGCCAAAGCGGAGCUCGACGCGAAGGAGCGGCAACUGCAGGCCCUACACGAGCAGCACCACGCCGUCGACUCAGGCUUGCAAGAGAAGCUUGGACAGUUCCAACACCUGGAGUCGCUGGUGCAGACAAGCUCCGCGCAGCUCGCGGAGCUUGAAGCCGCCAUUGCUGCCGCCUCAGCGGCUACAGCCAGAACUGCGCCAUCAGCAGCGGCAUCAGGUGCAUUGGUAGAGUCCGAGCGCCCCCGCAGCCACCGAACCAAGCGUCGGGUUAAGCGCCAUGUGCUGGGAAGGCGCUCGCUGUCGUGCGGGGACCUCUCGACGCUCCUUUCCGGAUCAGCAGCAGCGCGCCAAGCAUCCAACACGAUAACCGAGGAAACCACCUCAGCGGCGACAACCGACGGAGGCCACGGAACCGCCUGUGACAACGCCCAGAACGUCAGUGCUGCGACUGCAGCGGGCGCAGCCCAGCGGGCGACAGCUCCAGCCAGCGCUGAAGCCGCGCCUGCUGCUGCCCCUGCCCCAGAUGAGCGGCUGGCAGCUCUGUAUCAGGAGCUGCAAGCCCUCGCUGCCGAGCACAGCAAGGCGCUGGUGCAACUGGAACAGGAGCGUCACGCCGGCAUGGCGCAGCAUGCAGAGCUGGUGAACCUGCGACAGAAGCUGCGGGCGCAGCAGGCAUCUGACAUCGUCUCGAACGCCGGAUCCACCGGCGGCCUUUCCGCCAGCUCCAGUUUGAAGCGGCCCCUGGCGGCGUCCAUGUCCGGCAUGGAGGAUCUUCUGGAGGAAGCCGCAGCAGAUUUGGAUCAGCUGGAGGGGCACAUCGUGAACGCGAAGCAGCACCUGCUCGGGCUGCAGGCGCAGAACUUGGAGUUGACACAGCAGGUGUCUGGUGCGAUACGUAGCAAGGCGGAGGCGGAAGCGCAGGCGCGAGAGGAGAUGCAGCGGGUGAAGGCGCUCCGGCAGGAGGCUGAUACACUGCAGCGCACGAUGGCCGCCAACCAAGCCUCUUCAACGCGCCUGACUGCUCAGCUGGCAGACGCUAAGGCAGAGCUGGAACAGCUGGAGGCACAAGCGCAGCAGCAGCGCGAGCACCUGCAGCAGUGCAGGGAGGCAGCGCAGGAGCAAGAGGAGCGGUCGCAAGAAGCUCAUCGGCGGCUGCUUCAGACGGAACACAGCCGAGACGAAGCUGAGCAGGCGCGCAGAGCGGUGGAGCAUCAACUGGGGCAGCUGCAGGCGCAUAUGGAGGAGGUAGAGCGCCGAACGAAGCAGGCAGAAGAGGACACGGCGUCUGCUCGCAAGGAAGCCAGUGCGCUAGCUGACGUGGCGCAGAAAGCACGCCAGGACCAAAGCGCGGCGUUGGAGGAGCUUGAACGCCUAAGGCGAGAGUCCGCCAGCGCUGGUGUGGAGCUAGCAGCGUUGACGGAAAGGCUGGCGGUCUUGCGGGAGGAGUGUCAGAGGGAGAAGGAGGCCGCCGAUUCCGCUGUCGUGCGACGCAAGGAGGCAGAGGGCGCGCUCCAGGAAUGCCUGGAGGAGUUGAGGGCGCAACGGGCGAAGGUCCAGGAGGGCGAAGCUGGUAUCCAAGACGUGCAAGCGCAGCUCGCGAAGCUACGGCAAGAGCAACAGGAGCUCGUCAGCACAGUUGAACGCCACGAGCAGCGGGCCGCCGCCGCGGAGCGUAAAGCAGAGGCCGCGGAACAAGAACUCCAAAGCAUCCGAGAACAGGUGGCUGCGGCGCAGCGGCAGCUGGCUGAAGCAGCGGCGCAGACGGCGGCAUUGCGCAAUGUGCCUGGAGGGAUUAACAGCGGCUUCGUCGCUGGGACACCCGGCUUGCAAGCUACCCCUGCUGCGGGCAUGGGCAUGGCGAUGGGAUCGGGCAUUUUCGCAUCGCCCGCACUGGAUCACGGCAGCGGCUUGCAUGGCGGACCCAUGGGUCAGUUUGCUGCCCAGCAGAAUUUCUUGACCAUUAUGCAACUCCAGGCCGAGACGGAGAGGCUGCAGGUGGCAAUGGUGCAAGCGCAGUCUCGACAGCGGCUGGCAGAGCAGCGGGCGUCUGAUGCCGAGCAGAUGUGCAAUGAGCUGCAAGCGCGGCUGAGCAACGUGCGCGCUCAGGCCUUCCGCUCGGACUUGGGUGGACCCUCGCCGUCUGGUUCCACUGGCUCGGUGCACGUGUGGAGGGCCAAGGCGGAUGAGCUGCAGCAGGAGCUGGAGGCGUCUCAGCACCUCUUGGGCCGCUACAAGACCCGCCUCGCAGCAGCACAGGACGAGUGCAGCGGCCUUGAGGAGGGUCUCCAGCGUGAGCGUGCCGCCACCAGCCGCCUCCGCCAGCAAGUCGACACGUUGCAACAGGAGCUGCAAGAGGCGCGGUCGCGUCUGCAUCAGAAGCUGCAGCACACGCAGCAGCAGCAGGGAGAUGCGGGGAGCGGGGCCCUGCACGUUGGGCAUUCGGCGCAGCCAGCGAUUGCGGAUGGCGGUAGUGCAGCUGCUGCUGCUGCGUCUCCUGCUGGAAAGAAGGCUGUGAGCAGCGAGCAGGUUGAGCAAGCCGCGCAGCAGCUACGUAAGCUUCAACUGCAGGUGGCUCGCCAGCAAGAGUCGCACAAGGAGCUCCUGGAGGGGCAUGCCAAGCUGCAGCAGCAGGGCGCCGCCAUGCGUUCUCAGCUGGAGGAGGCGGCUGGGCAGCUGGUCACGCUCAAGGCGCAGUUUGAGAAGGGCAAGCGCAAAGUGGAGCACAUGAAGGACCAGCAGGCGGAGCUGCAAGGCCGCAUCGCCGCCUUGACCACCGAGGAGCAGCUGGUGCGUUCCAGGCUGCAGGAGCUCAAGCAGCAAACAGCAGCGCAGGAAAGUAGCAACGCAGCCCUCAUGCAAUCCGCACAGCACGCCCAACACGACCUACUGGAGCUAAGGACGCAGGUUGCCAGGGUGCAACAGGAGCUUGCAGCGGCUGAGGCGCAACGUGACGCCAUCCUGGUUAGUGUUGCCGAGGCGGAGCGCCGCAUGAUGGGCGUUCCUCAGCAGCACCAGCAGGGACACGUAGGAGCCGGAGGUCCGGUGGUUUCGGGAGUGCAGGCGGCGGAGCGGCUUGCCGGCUUGGAGCAGGAGCUGAGGACAGUGAAGCAGGCGUAUCAGACCGCAGAGGAGACGCUGGCAGAGGAAAGACGGCAGUUGCAGCAGUGUAAGGCUGAGCUGGCGGCGGCGCUGACGGUGGGGGCUUCACAUGGCGGCCGACUGCAGGACGGAUUGGAAAGGCUGCAGGCUCAAGUUGCACAGCUGCAGGCUGCGCCAGCUGCUGCUGCCUACCCCUCCGCUGCCACCGGCACACCGGUCCCUCCGCACCGACAGCUUGCGGUCUUCCCGGGGCAUCAGGCGGGCCCCUCCAUGGGUGGUGAGACGCCCGCCCCAGAUGGCAACCUGUCGCUUCGGUUGGCGGCCGCCCAUGCACCACCUGCGGUGUGGGAUGGGACGCAGGCUGACCUGGCGGAGGCGCGGCGUGAGCUGCAUGAGCUUCAGUUACGUAUCGCCGUGGCGAACGCAGAUGAGGCUCGCUUGUCUGCCACAUGCAGCGAGCUACGACGGCAAGUUGCGGUGGCGGAGCAAGACUUGAGUCUUCGACGACAGCAGGUGGCGGAGGCCGAGCAGCGGCUAGCGGCUGUCCAGGCGGGUACGGCACAGGGCGUCAAGGAGGCGGAGAUUGCAGCGGAGUUGUCGGAGCUCCGGAGCAUGGUGCGAACGCUGCAGCAGCAGGCCCACAAAGCGGAAACACUGGAGGCGGAGGCAAAGCACCAGUCACAGCUGGCGGCCAUGCGGGUCUCGCACGCCGAGGAACAGCUUCGGCUACAGCAGCAGCAGUCCGCCCAGCAGGCACAAGUCCACGCCGCCCGCCUUGACGAAGCCAAAGCUGCAAGCGAGCGUGAACGCCGACUCGCCGCGGAGCUCCAGGACCGCAUCUCCCAGCUGCAGCGCCAGGCGGAGGAGCAGGCCUCCGCCAUGCGUACUGCCGCACAGCAGCACGCCACCGCUCUCCAGUCUCAAGCGCAACAACACGGGAGCCGUGUGGCUGCACUUGAAGCCGCUUUGACACACGCCCAAGCCCAGGACAGCGCCGCAUCUGCCGCCUUGGCUACCGCCCGUGCGGACGCAGAACGGCUCAAGGCAGAGGUACAGAGGCUGUCCAUGCAGCUCUUGGAGGCACGUGACGCCAAGCAGCAGCUCAGCUCAGGCGUGGCUGAAGCGACACACGGCCUAGCUGGGGCCCAAGCUGAGGCGGUGCGGCUUAACGCCCUGGUAACACAGCUCCAGGGGCAGCUCACGGAGGCCGAGAGGGCCAGGACGCAGCUCGCUUCCGAGGCAGCACGCAAUGCCGCGGCACUGGCCGUGGCUGAGGCGGCGGAGAAGGAGCUCCGGGCUGAGGUGCAGAGCCUGGCUGGCCGGCUGGGCGCUGCGGAGCGCUCGGCUGCACAGCUGAGGGAGGAGGCACGUGGCUGGGCUCAGGAGCUCAGCGCAGCACGGGCGGAGCGCGGGCAGCUCCAGGAACGAGCCGCACGUUCUGAAGCCGGGCUGGCUGAGUCCGAAGCGGCUGCCAGCCAGCUGCGCGUGCAGCUGGCGCAAGCCAAGGCCGAGGCUGCGCAUGCGCGUGGCUUGGGUGAGGUGCUCAGUGCGGCGCGAGCGGAGCAGCGGCAGCUGCGGGACAGGGCGGCGCGGCUGGAGUCAAGCCUGGCGGGCGCGGAGGCGGCGGAGGUACAGCUGCGAACGCAGCUAACUCCACGCUCAUCUAGGACUGUGGAUGUGACACUGCAUGAUUCUGCCAUGACGCCUCGGAGCCCCGGCGACGGGCUCCCCGACACGCCAGUCGCGGAAACCCGGCGGCUGCAGCAACGGGUUGCGAGGCUAGAGGCCAACCUUGCGGAGGCGGAGGCCAACGCGAUGCAACUUCGCAUGCAAAUGGCUGCGGCCAGGGAUGCCGCAGACGCUGAGGCCGCAGUGGCGCAGAGCUUGAGGCGGGAACUCCAUGCCAUCCGGGCGGACCAUGUGCUGUUGCAGGAACGUGUUGGUCAACUGGAGGUGAGCCGCGCCGAGGUAGAGGCUGCUGCGAAGCAACUUCGCGUGCAGUUGGCGGAGGCCAAAGCUGUUGCGGAGGUUGAGGCUGCGGCAGUGCGCGGUUUGCGUGAGGAGCUGGGAGCAUCCCGGUCUGAGGCCGCGGCCGCAGUACAGGGCCUACGUGAGGAGCUCAACGCAGCAAACUCAGAGCGUAGGGAGCUUCAGGCCAGGGCUGCUCGCUUCGAGACAAGCCUGCCGGAGGCUGAGGCCGCCCUAGCACAGCUGCGAAAGCAGCUGGAGGAAGCUAGAGCUGCGGCGGACGCUCAGGUCGCCGUGGCACAAGGCCUACGAGAGGAGCUAGCUGCAGCGCACCAGGAACGCGGGCAGCUGCAGGCGAGGGUUUCAUGCUUGGAGGGGAGCCUGGCGGAGGCCGAGAACACUGCGGUGCAGUCGCGCAUGCAGUUGACGAGGAUGAAGGCGGUGAUGGAGGCUAGGGCGGAGGCCGAGGUGCAGACGGACGUGAGGGCAGAUGCCAGGUAUGCGGCAAUGGCUGUUGGAGGCGAGGUCGGGGCUCAUGGCGACAGCGGCGGGGAGCGGUUGAGGCGUCGCACCGAGGAUGCACAAGCGCAAACUGACGUUAUCCAGGAGCAACAGCCGAACGCCGGAGCUCUGGCGCUGAGGCAUGCGGAGGAGGUCGCCAGGCUGCAGGGUAUGCUGGCUGCACUUGAAGCUGAGCUAUCAAGGCGGCAGGACGACCAUCGGCGCUGCCUAUCCGACAUCGCCCAGGAGCACUCGGCCGCCAUGGCGACGCAGACGGAGCGAUCGCGGAUGCAGCAGGCCGCUUUGCAGGAGCUGGCAGCUAACUGCGACGCGCUGCGUGGCCAGCGCGAUACCGCCAUCGCGGAAUUGGAGGAAGCGGCUGCGGCGCUGCGGGCUGCCGAUGCACGGGCACGGGAGCUGGAAUUAGCGAACGAGAAGUUACAGGCGGAGGUCGCUCGGCUGGAGCAGCUUGCGCUGGAGGCGAUUACGCUGAUUGACCACUUGCAGCAGGAACGGAAGUCGAAACAGCGCCCCGAGGAGCGCCCGGAGCCCACCAACGAGGCCGCAGCAGGGGACACGGCCAAGGUCGGAAGUGCGCCUACUGUCAUAUCAGCAGCAGUAGCAACAACCACGUCGGAGACAGCAGCAGCAGGUACGUCUUCGCCUCACGAGGAGCUGAGCCGCGAGCUGGAAUUGGUACGGCAGCAGCUUACGGCGCAGACGGACGCUUGCGAGCAGCUCCGACAGCAGCUGGCAGCCUUGGAGCAGCAACAGCAGGCGAAGCUGCAGGAGGUACAGGCGGAGGAGUUGCAGAGGCUGCAAGGCGUGCGGGACGAGUAUGCCCGGUUGGAGCAGCAACUGCAGGCGGAGCUAGAGCGCACGCAGGCUGCUGCAGCUCAGGUGGCUUCGGAGCUGAAGGAGUGCCAACAGGCGCUGGCGGCUGCGGAACGAGAUGCCCGGGAGGCUGUUCAGGAGGCACUACGAUCCGCGCAGCAGGCCUCCACCUUCCAAGCACAGCUACUGACGUUACAGCAACGUCAGGAGCGGCGGCAGGCCGAUGCCUCGUCUGCAGCCGCGGCGGUUUCUCGUAAGGGCAGCGGAGGUAUGACGAGCGCAGGAGGAUCGCGACCUGCCCAGCCGGCCGUUGGGGCGGCUGGGAGGCCAGCUGUCGUGCCACCGCAGUCCAAAGAGGCGCUGCAGAGCUCGGCGAGCGAGCUGGAGCAGCUAAGGGCGCAAUGCGCGGCUGCGGAGCGGCAGCGUGUUGCACAACAAGAGGAGCUGCAGCGGGUGCAGUCCCGACUGGCAUCGGUGGAGGCCCGCCAUGCUACGGCCCUGCAACAGGUGGCCGCACUCAACGCAGAGCUGUCCAGCCGAGAUGGCGGGCCGCGGCAGCGCCUUCUGGAUGAGGAGGAGGUGCAGCUCCGAGUGGCACAGCAGGCGGCGGCAGACGCUGGGCUGCUGUGUGAGCUGCGAGGGCAGCUUCAUGCGUCUGAGGAGCGGCUGGCCCGAGCUCUGGAGCAGGUCGAGCAGGCGGAAAAGGAGUUGGAAAGGACGCAAGCGGAAGUGGCGAAGCUGCGGAAGGAGCAGCAGCAGCAGCGGGCGCGGAGCUGGAAAGGGAGGCAGCGGAGGCAGACGCAGGGAGGACGGCGGCAUGGGCAGGGAAGGCGGUCGGACCAAGGGCAUGGUGGCGCUUCUGCGUGCAGCAGCCCCUGCAGCAUCAGCCUUCGCAUGGGCGCUGCUGAGCGAUCUGAAGGAGAGGGUGAUGAGCGGGAAGGCGAGUACGGUAGCGAUGGCGGCGGCGGUGAUGUUGGGCUGCAGCGCGGCAACCCCGAUAUUCUGCAGCGAGCUGUGCAGCGGGUGAUGUCGGCGCUAGUCAGGAAGGGCCUGGGCGCAGCUGAGGGCUUGACGGGGUGCAACAGCAGUAGCGUCAGCAGCGGCUGCGACAGCGAGAGCGAGAGCGAGUGCUUGUCGCAAUCCCGCUCGGCCGCACGGCGGAGAGCCGCAGGCCGUCAGCAGCAGCAGCAGCAGCAGCGGGCGCGAGCACCUGGAGUUCAGCGUUGGUUGCGGCAAAGCUACGAUUCUGUUAUCGGGGGCAGGGCUGGCAGCCUAGCUGUCAAGGACGACGCUCCCAGCCCCGUUGACAGCUUGGGCCGGGCAGAUUCACGCGACGGGCUGCGCAAGGAGAUCUUGCACGUCCUACAGGACCUCUUACCUUCGCUCCAGCCUCAGGAGCGACCCAUGGGUCGUCGACCCGGCUGCGACGCGCAGGACGACUUACAAACCCCACCAGCUCUUGCCACGGGCGCAGCGGAUCCGCCAAAGGCCACUCCGGCGGCUACUUCUGCUGUGGCUGCAUGCCAGACAGAUGAAACUCUGGAUUUCGGAAGUGCUCUGGUACCCAUGUCCCGCAUUACCGCCGCCGCCACAUAUCUCGCCGAGCUCCAGCAGCAGCAGGCGGCGCUGCUAGCCAAGGUAGCGACCCUGCGGUGUCAGGCAGCGGAGGCGGAGGCGCUUGCGGCGGCUCGCACCGCUCGAGUCGCCGAGCUGCAGGCGCGGGAGCAGCAGCUGGAGGCGAGCUGCGGAGCACUGAAGCGGCAAGUGGAGGAAAGCAGCCGUCAACUCGAGGACAACGCAUCACGCUGCCAGGCCUCCCUGCACGAGAUGCGUGCGCUGCUGGACGAUGAGGUGGGUCGGCUGCGGCAGCAGCGCUCCUGGCUGCUGGCUGACGUGGAGCACGCGAAGAACCUGCUACGGGACUGCACCGGUGCGCUGCGGAUGGCGCGGGUGUCGCUGCAGGCCCACAGCGCAGUGGACGGCGCACUGGCAAGCCUGGCUGCUGCGGCUGCAGCGGACGCCGGCGGCCCGGGUCCGCAGUCGCUGCACCACGUGAGGGUGGUGUUUGGCUGCAUGGCGGAGCUCUGCGGCCGGGCGGAGGCGCUCGCAGCCACGCUGGGGCCCCUCGUGUCACGGCUGAGUGCCGUCACCAUCCCGCAGCCACACGACAGCGACCUGCACCUCACCAGGAUCCCGCUACCGCCACCAUUACCGCAUGUCGGCCUGCAAGCCCAGGGCUCAUUACCGAACGGGCCUGGCGCGGUUGCACCCACCAUUGCAGCAGCCACUGUAGGACCAGCAGCAGCAGCAGCAGCGGCGGCUGGAACAGCAGCAGCUUCCAGCUAUACCCAGGCGGUAUCCAUGGCAGCAGGGGCAGGAGCCGGGGCCGCAGCGUCCGUUGUGAGCUUCGAGGAGGUCCAGAAGGCGCUGAAGCGGGCGUACCUGCAGCUGCAUGAGCGUGCUCGCAAGUUUGACCAAGUGCUGAAGGCGGUGGCAGCUGGGGAGCCCCUUCCUGCCGAGGUCUUGCACGAGGGCUUCCAACGGCUCUGGAACAGCACGGAGGAGCAACUGGGAGACGUGCUUCGCUUGACAGCCGGACCAAGCCAAGCGGCGCCACUGCUGGCAGUAAUACAGCCGGGCAGCAGCUACAUCGGGAGCCAUGCAACGGAAGCCGACGCUGCCAGUGCCCCAGGCAUCCCCUGCGACUUGACAACCACCAACUCCCAACGGCAACACGUCAACCGAGACCUGACGUCCCUCGUUCCCAAGGCUCUUCCGGCCUCACCAGCUCGUUCUCCGCUGGGCGCUAUCCAGAACCGUAUCGGCCCCAACCAGCACCAACCGCAACAGCAGCACCCGCAGCAGGUCGUCAAGAACCGCGCGUCCACCGUGACCGCAAAUGCGGCUCCAACAGCUGCAAACCGCAGGGCUCCUGCAACCCGGAUUCCUGACGGGGCCGCUGGAAACGGUCGCACUAGCGGUGGCGGCGGCACCACAGCACGUCCAACAUCGCAUGCACCGCAGCCCCAGCAGCAUCGUCCGCUGCAUUCUCCACGCCGGACCCCUCCGCUCGCCUCACCCCCACCCGUGACACGGCAGCAGCCGCAGCAGCAGGCUCGGCGGCUGCCGCUGCAGCAGUCCUCACGACCACAUGCGGCAGCUGAAUCACACAUGCAAGGAGGUAUCAGAGGCGCAGCUGCACCAGCGGGCAUGCAAGGCGGCUUCGGAUGCAGCGGAGAGAAUCCCCAGCGGAGGGGUGUGGAGGCGCAGCUUCAGCAGGUGCUGAGCCUGGCGAAGGAGGUCCAGGCCAAGGGCAAGGGCACGGCAACGGCAUCCAGAGCCGAACCGAGGGUGCCCAACAUCAGGCAUUAGACCUGAUGUCCUGUACAACCGCUGUGUGCCGGGGGCUCGAUGAUUAUACAUGGCGACCAGGCUGUUGCUGGAAGGGUGUGCGGUGUGAUGUGGAGUUUUGGUGUGGCAAAAUGUGGUAUUUUGUGUGUGAGAGGCCGACCUACAGACCACAUGCAUAUUGUGGUUGCAGUCCUUGUAAGUUUUUGAUGGUAGUGGUAUUUGGAGGCUUAUGGUUACGAUUUAUUUAGUCGGCGUUGGACGGUUGACUGUAUUGACAAAGUGAAGGUACCUUGGUUGUGGAUGUGCUACAUCCAGAUGGUACGGUUGCGCAUCAAACUGUUCUGCUGCAACAAGCUACCUGGCAUGUGACUUGACGUAACUUCGGACAAAAGAAUGCUUUAUUUGUUGCUGUGAACAUGCAACAAGAAUUUGGGAGAAGACGGACGCGCGUGCGCAGGCUUGGAUUACGAUUACAAUUACAUGGCCC
This is a messenger RNA of Astrephomene gubernaculifera, 11497 nucleotides long. Lineage: Eukaryota; Viridiplantae; Chlorophyta; Chlorophyceae; Chlamydomonadales; Astrephomenaceae. The record is from the annotation of a GenBank genome assembly.